GUCGUUGUUGGUGUGCCGAAGUAUCCGCAUCUUGAACUAACGUGACCGAGACACUUCGCCAUGGCUGAGGAACAAGAAACGAAAAAAGUCGAGGAAACACCGAAACCCGAUCAGGACGGAGCCGUGAAAACCGAAGAACCGGAAAAACCCGCGGAAGAACCGCCGAAAGAAAUGCGAGCCGUCGUUUUAACCGGUUUCGGCGGGCUGAAAUCCGUCAAAGUGUUGAAGAAACCAGAACCCACCGUUGCCGAAGGGGAAGUUCUAAUCAGGGUGAAGGCUUGCGGAUUGAACUUCCAAGACCUGAUGGUAAGGCAAGGAGUCAUCGACUCUCUACCAAAGACUCCAUUCAUCUUGGGCUUCGAAUGUGCCGGAGAAGUAGAGGCUGUUGGAGAAGGUGUUGAGAAGUUUAAGGUUGGAGACAGAGUAGUGGCUCUACCAGAGUACAAGGCAUGGGCUGAGCUAGUCAGUGUACCUCAGACAUACGUGUUUCCUCUACCGUCUGACAUGAGCUUCCUGGAUGCUGCAGCACUUACCAUGAACUACAUCGUGGCUUACAUUCUGCUGUUUGAGCUCGGAGGGUUGGCUCCGGGCAAGAGCGUUCUGGUACACUCCGCUGGAGGUGGCGUGGGCCAGGCCGUCGCACAGCUGUGUAAGACGGAGAAGGACACGGUAGUGUUUGGAGUGGCCAGCAAAUCUAAACAUGAAGCCAUCAAGGAUAGUGUCGACCAUCUUUUGGAGAGAGGCACUGACUAUACAGCGGAGCUGAAAAAAAUAUCCCCGGAUGGAGUGGAUAUUGUCCUGGAUUGUUUGUGCGGAGAAGAAUGCAAUCGUGGAUACUCCCUGCUGAAACCCAUGGGAAAAUAUGUACUGUAUGGAUCAGCCAACGUAGUUACUGGAGAAACUAAGAGCAUUUUCAGCGCUGCUCGAUCUUGGUGGCAGGUAGACAAGGUAUCUCCUAUCAAGUUGUUUGACGAGAACAAGUCACUCAGUGGUCUAAACCUCCGCCACUUGAUGUACCAACAGAACCGAGCGUCUUAUGUGGCCGGACUCUUCGACACUGUCGUCAAACUCUGGUCGGCUGGCAAGAUCAAACCUGUAGUUGAUUCUACAUGGGCUCUCGAGGAUGUGCCAGAAGCAAUGCAGAAGAUGCAUGAUCGCAAGAACGUCGGGAAGAUUGUACUGGACCCGAGUCUGGAGCCUAAGCCUAAACCUGCAACUCCUGCCAAGGGGAAAGCCAAGAGCAUUGAUAAGGAUGAUAAGAAGAAAUCUGAAGAUGAGUCUAACGAUUCCCCACCUCCAUCAGCAGAUGGGAAGGAAAAAGAAGAAGAAAAGAAGUCGAGUUGAGGAGAUACGGAGUAAAGUCGCAGCCUUACGCACCCAACUCUUCAAUCACUUGGUUCCUUUCUUCAGCACUUUAUUUUUCUCACUUUUGUAUUCUGAUUCACUGCCUUUUAGAUUUCAUAAGUUGGGAAAUUAAUUUACCAGUCAUGUAUGCAUUUAGUCAAAACUAUGUUUUUAGAAACAUUGUACUUGUUUAUUAUGGAGAAAGAGAUAUUUUGUUAGCUAUUUGCAGACUCUGUCACACUUAGUGUUUUUGAACUAUCAGUCUGUAAGCUGGUAAAUGGAACAUAUUAAACCAUGGACCAUUAAUGGAUAAGUUAUCUGAACGUAGUAUUAUCGUUGUGAUUCUUAUCGCGUUUUAACCAAGAUUUUCAAUUUCUGUAAGAAAGUUUUAUUGUAGAGUAGAUUAGAUUUAUGUUGUACAUUGUUUUAGUCGUAUUACUGAUAUUUUUAUACAUAGUUAAUCGAGUUAUUAUAUGUUUUGUUGGUUAAUUAUCAUUAAUAUACAACUUUUAAAAUAUUGUUAUCGACCGGUGACUCAUUAGCAUGUAUUUCUCAAAAUGUGUUCAUAACUCACCCUAAAGCUCAUUAAAAAGUUAUUAAAAAAAAAACUGUUCAAAAGAGAAAUAUGUGUUAAUUGGUACGUUCACCUUAGGCUAAGUAAGAUAUAACUAAUUUUGUUUGAUUUAUAUAUUUUAUUAUUGUCACUUAAGCCGAUAAAUGUAAAUUGUAAUGUAUAUAAGCUUAAAAUUUCAAAGAUGCUUUUUGGGAAAUUUUUAAUUAACAGACUUUAAAUAUUGCUUAGCAUAUAGGAAAAGAUUGUUUACACAAUACUCAAAACUGCAAACCCUUGUAUUAUCGAUUAACAUUUUAAUUAGGGAUGAUCCAUUUUAAAACGAUUUGUACACGGAUCAAAUAGUUCCUUUGACACAAAAAUAUAAUCACAAUCAUAUUAUGAAAAUUACUGCAUCGACACAUAUUAUUGGCUGUGAAUCACAACUGUUUGAGAUAGUUUGUAGAAAUUUUUAAAAUAACCGUCCUUUUUUAAUACAGUAGCCAAACGUUCAACUACAUAAGUUAAGAUUUCUACAUCUAAUGCCUUCCAUAACGGCCUUAGGUAGAAAAUCAUCCCAUACAAGAGAUUAGAAAAUAAAACUAGGGCUAUAAAACCUAGUUUGUUAUUUAUUUUUCGUCAAUGUUUUAGCUAAAACCAAAAUUACGAAUACCAACAAAAUCUAGGUGAAAAGAUGUAAUUUUUCUAAUAGCAAAUGGUAUUGUGUCCUAUUAUAACAUAGAUCUAGAAAAAUCAUGUUUUUAAUGUUUUGAAAUUUUUCUUAGCUAGUUGAAUUAAUACAAUAUAUUUUAAAAACACAAUCAGGUGAAUAUUUUUUAGAGGUGUAUGAGAAUAUUAAAUAACUAUUUUUGUCAGUUUAAGUGCUGUCCGGUGCAACCGAGUUAACAUGUAACUUAGUAUUAAGUAUAUUACCAAAGUCUCGUAACGUAGCUAACCAGUGAGUGUGUGGCGAUAUGUGUCUAUCACAACUAUCUAUGUCGUUCAAUCUUACCUGUAUUCCAUCUGCUUUGUCUGUAUUCUAUUUUAAACGUAUUUUACGCUGUUUUAUAUUUGUGUACACGCAUAUUUAGUCAGAGCCGGAUGAAGCAAGAUCUUCGUAGCUGUUCCGUUGGUACGCUUUUGCGUGGGUGUGUGUAUGGUUACAAUAUAAGGAUCUCUGAAAAUACAGGAUACAUGACCAAAUAAAGUUUAAUGUUUAAUAUUGA
Molecule: messenger RNA, 3120 nt
Organism: Macrosteles quadrilineatus (aster leafhopper)
Lineage: Eukaryota; Metazoa; Arthropoda; Insecta; Hemiptera; Cicadellidae
Product: synaptic vesicle membrane protein VAT-1 homolog-like
Exons: 9
Coding region: 61-1344 (427 amino acids)
Molecular function (GO): oxidoreductase activity; zinc ion binding
Source: RefSeq, a predicted model, not a curated record